GUUCCGCAACCGAGUGAUCGCGUUCAUAGGGGACUCCAUGGCGCAGCAGCAGUUCAUCUCCCUCCUCUGCCUCCUCCUCAACCCCACAGGCGCCGCCGAUACCACCACCACCGCUCGGAAUACCACUGCCAACCCCGACACCACCACCGCCGCAAGCACUAGCAGCAUCACUUUAAACGUCAGCAGCAACGGACGCGACGGGAGAGGGCGCAGGGCCAGCACACGCACCCUUCACCCUAUGUCGGAUCAAUACCGAUUGAGCUGGGAGGAAGGGUGGCAGGGGUGGAACGGCGCAGCGUACCGCGUGUUGCGAUUCAACGUCACCAUCUUGCACAAGUGGACCACGUCGCUCUGCCACAUGGCAGUCAGCGACUGGUCGAACGCAUCGCAGGUGCAUGCAGUGCAUCUGGACAGGCCGGACGAGUUCCUGCAGGCGUACCUGCCUCAGAUACACCUCCUCGUGCUCAACACCGGCCCGCACUGGACACGGUGGGAGGUCGCCGACUAUCACUGGCGCUUCCACGUGAGCAGCCACCCUGUGAGCCAAGAGCAGCAGCGCAAGCUGGAGGCAAACCCUCUCCUCGGCGCCUACACGGCGCUGCGCACCACCAUUGCCUGGAUCCUGAAGCAUCGGAGGAGCGGUGCGGAGGAGGGGGGUGGGGAUGCGGCUGGGCAGCUUGGGAGUGAUGCAGGCAGUGGGGACAAAGGGAUGCACCGUGAGGCUGGGAGUGAGGGAGUGAGUGGUGCUGGGAAGGGCGCUUUUGGAAACAAAUUCAAGGAGGCAGUGGAAGGGGCAGGCGGCGUGGAGGGGGUGGGUGGAGUGUGCAAGGAGGGGAGCGGGGGCAGUGCGGCACUCCCCAUGGUGGUGGUGCUGGGGCAGCCGUCCGUGCACUCCAAUGGCUCCCACGCCGGCUGCCAUACCCUGCCCCCGUUUCUAACAGCAAGGGAGGUUGAGCAGCUUUCAUUUUUGUCCCGGGACUGGUUUGCAGAGGCAGCAGUUGCAGACGCCAUUGCAGCACACGCAGCAGCAGGAAAUGCCGGAGCAGCGGCAUUUGGUGAACUGGCAGCCGACUCAGAGCCAGUCCCACGUGACUCGUCCGUUGUUAUUCCUGAUUACCUCCCGGACCCCCGGACUCCAUCGCCAGCAUCCUCCAUGCGCCCACCCGCUUCUCUGCCGGUGCACCUGCUUGACGUCACGGGCCUCACAUCCACACGCCCCGACGCACACAAGUCCAAGUGGCACGGGGGGGACAGCAGCAGCGACGGCGAGCAGGGCGACUGCGUGCACUGGUGCCUGCCUGGCGUGCCUGACACCUGGAACGACCUGCUCUACGCGCAUGUAGUGCGCAGCGGCUGCUUCCCGCUCAGCGAUCGUGGGUGA
Closterium sp. Naga37s-1 is the source of this 1381-nucleotide messenger RNA. The record is from the annotation of a GenBank genome assembly. Lineage: Eukaryota; Viridiplantae; Streptophyta; Zygnematophyceae; Desmidiales; Closteriaceae.